Molecule: messenger RNA, 744 nt
Organism: Aspergillus thermomutatus
Lineage: Eukaryota; Fungi; Ascomycota; Eurotiomycetes; Eurotiales; Aspergillaceae
Product: putative haloacid dehalogenase-like hydrolase
Exons: 5
Coding region: 1-744 (247 amino acids)
Source: RefSeq, a predicted model, not a curated record
AUGGCACCCUCACUUGAAAACUAUGCUCUCCGACAACGACGCUUCGCCCCCCUCAAUCCAGCCCUCGCGGAAUCUUCUGAAGCGCCUCGGUUGAAAGGGAUUGUGUUUGACGUUGAUGGGACACUAUGCCUACCACAGAAUCAUAUGUUUACCGAGAUGCGUAAAGCUCUGGGGAUCGACAAGAAAGUCGACAUUCUUCACCAUAUCCGAGAUCUUCCCACCGCUGCCGAGCGCACCGCGGCAGCCGAAAAGAUCAAAGCCGUCGAGCGAGAGGCGAUGCGGCAUCAGCAGCCUCAACCAGGUCUGGUGGACCUGAUGGACUACCUCCAGUCUCGGGGGUUGCAUAGGGCCCUUUGUACACGCAACUUCGAGGCGCCGGUGAUGCAUCUCUUGCAGAAUCACCUUCCUGCUCACGUUUUUCUGCCCAUUAUCACGCGGGAAACACCCGGUCUACUUCCCAAGCCUGAUCCGGCUGGGAUUUUACAUAUUGCCCGGCAAUGGGGCCUCGACAACCGCGCUGAGAAUUUGAUCAUGGUCGGUGACAGCAUUGAUGAUAUGACUGCCGGUCAUACGGCAGGCGCAGCGACUGUCUUGCUUGUCAACGAGCACAACUCUCAUCUCAAAGACCAUGCUCAUACGGACCUCUGCAUCGACCGUUUAGAUGAGCUGAUUGGCAUACUAGAAAACGGUUUCGUUGGUCACCAGGGCGGGGAUAAGACGCCCACAAGUGACAGGGAGGGAUAG